Messenger RNA from Solenopsis invicta (red fire ant), 2475 nucleotides. RefSeq lists its product as uncharacterized. Gene Ontology annotation, biological process: detection of chemical stimulus involved in sensory perception of smell; sensory perception of smell. Gene Ontology annotation, molecular function: odorant binding; olfactory receptor activity. The coding region runs from base 1187 to 2359 and encodes 390 amino acids. Lineage: Eukaryota; Metazoa; Arthropoda; Insecta; Hymenoptera; Formicidae. The record is from RefSeq and is a predicted model, not a curated record. The transcript has 10 exons. Gene Ontology annotation, cellular component: plasma membrane.
AAAUAAAAUUUUUUCAAGAGUUGUUAUUAACCAAAACAACUCUUGGUGGAUUAUUCCACGUAAUCUUUACUUUUUAGAAUGCGCUGAAUCCGAAAAUGACUUCCGUUUUGUCAUAGGUCAUCACGUUUUGUGACAGUCUCACCAAAAUAUAUGGAAAUUAGAUGAAAAUAGUCAAACAGCUUUUCAGUCGCAGACCUCUAAUAGAUAAUAUAGAAAUAAGACGUCAAUAUUUAAUAGAGAAGAACGUAAUCGUGCAAAUGCUAUGGUCGCUCGUAUUACAUAUAUCCGAUAUAUCUCCGAUAUAAGAUGAUAAAUUCUUGCAUUUACUUAAGGAAUCAUUUUAAUAAUCUUUCAUUAUGUAAUAGCGUUAUAAUAAACAAAUACACAAUAGUCGACAUUUCUACAUUAUCUUAAUAGAUUUCUAAUUAUCUAUUAAGGUUUUAUUCCAAUUUGGUUUACAUAUUAUUUAUAAUAAAUUGUGUAUUGGCAUAAAUAUUUUUAAAGUAGUAAUAUUUGUAAUACUUGACGAGUUUAUACACAUAAGUGAAAGGUUUUGUUAAUAUAAAGAAUAUGUAGUAAUAAAUAACAUAGUAAAAAUCAAGAAAUAACAAGAAAAUAAUAUUGUUGUCAUAAAAGGUAUAAUUGUAUACAUAAAGACACGUGACACAUCAGUAUUUAACACUGUCUAAAAAUAUUCAUCAUGCCGAUUAUUAUUUUAAAAAUUAAGAAUGUUUCGUAUUGAUCUAACGCAAUCACUUUCAAAUAGCGCAUUACCAAAUAUUUAGCUUCAGUGUCAAAAAAUUAAGCCUAGGAGGCAUCAUUCUUAAGAACCAACUGUACUCUGUGAUAGCGUCCAUUAAAAUGAAAUAUCGGCUCUAAGAAGGGAGAUAUUGCGUCUGCGUCGAUUAUCUGCAAUUACUAUAACAUCAUGAAAAAACUACCUGUUAAAUUGUUUUGCGGUAAAUCGAUAACGUGUAAAGUCAGUUUAUUGAGAAAUUGGUUAAAUUAAGUGUGUUUAGAUCUUAUAGCAAAUUUUUAUGCUUAUAGUCAUAAAUUAGAGAAAUUGCGUAGACAUUUGUAUGAUCAAAAAAUAAAAAUAAAAAUGUAUGAAAUACUUAAUCAAGCAAUGAAAUAAACGGAAAGACAAACUCUUUCUUUACAGUCAUACUUAGAAACUUGCAGAGAAAUGAUACCUUCGAUAACUCAGUAUUACAAUCUCAAUAGAAUUCUAUUACUUGUUAUCGGUUUAUGGCCCUAUCAACAAUCCACAUUUAGUCGAUUACAGUUUAUUUUCUUCUCUCUUAUUGUGACGGCAGGUAUUAUUUUUCAGCUGACUCCAUUAAUAAUAUUAAAAUGUUCUACAGACCUUAUUGUCAAAGUGCUGUCUUCCGUAUUUUUGUAUAUAUUGUUCCUAGUAAAUUAUUACGCUUUCCGUUUUAACACUGAAGUUGUGAAGAAUUUAUUGGUGAACCUUCAACAUGUAUUUAAUAAGUUAAAGGAUGAAAAAGAAAUCGCUAUUAUGGAGAAAUACAGUUGUAUUGCAAAACGUUACACGAUAGUAAUCACAGCAUUUGGAAUUUGCAUAAUAUUUAUUAGUAUUGUAACUCAAUUUGUGUCAAAAACAAUUGUUUUUGUUGUAUCAAUGAAUGUGUCUCAACCAUAUAAAUUCCUCAUUUUGAUGAAGUAUUUUAUCGAUCAAGAAAAAUAUUUUUAUCUUAUUGUGUUGCAUAUAUAUGCAGGAAUAUGUUUUGGAACCGUUUCAAUAAUAUCAGUAGGUACAAUGCUUAAUACGUAUGUUCAACAUAUGUGUGGAAUGUUUAAAAUUGCUAGUUAUCGUAUUGAGCAUGCAAUGAGCAUCAACAUUUUACAAAAUAUAACACUAAAAAAUAAUAUUUUAAUGACUGAGGGCAUAGUUUAUGCCGUUGAUAUUCACCGGCAAGCUAUGAAAUUGACUAAACAGUUGGUGUCGGCAUUCGAGAUAAUGUUUUGUGGUUUAAUAGUAUGUGGAGUGCUUAUAUUGAGCCUUAAUCUAUUUCAAAUUAUAGUAAAUAAAAAUACUUUUGAGGAAUUGUGUCCCCACAUUUGCUGUGUUUUUGUCUCUCUCGUAUAUAUGUUUGUGUGUAACUAUGUCGGGCAAAAUGUAAUGGAUCACAAUAAUCGCAUAUUUUUUACUGUGUACAACGUACAGUGGUACGAAGCCCCAAUACAUGUUCAGAAGAUGAUACUAUUCAUAUUGCAAAAAGAAACCAUAAAAUUUAAUUUGAGUAUUGGUCGAUUAUUUAAUGCAUCUAUAGAAUCUUUUGCCAUGCUUACUAAGGCCUCGGUAUCUUACUGUACUGCACUAUAUUCUACGCGAUGACAAAGCAAUGAGUUUGAUAACAGUAUGGUGAGAUAAUAAUUAAUAGAAAAGCAACAAUAUUCAUGCUUAGAAAGUAGGAAUAAUUUUUUGAAAAUAUAAUGUGGCUUCUAGAGAAA